Messenger RNA from Porites evermanni, 387 nucleotides. The record is from the annotation of a GenBank genome assembly. Lineage: Eukaryota; Metazoa; Cnidaria; Anthozoa; Scleractinia; Poritidae.
AUGCCACUAGCUAAAAAGGCCAUUGCACCGCUUGCAACUGGCGCUUUAUCAGGAUUGGCCAGUCUCGGUGUGGAUAAAAUAUUUAGAAAGGGACAACAGGGAGGUUUUCUUAUUCCACAGGAUAAAAUAGUACAGUUGAUUGUGUAUAAGCAUUUACUGUCCGCAGCUGAGAAAAAGGAUAUCCUCAACGCUCUCCAAACAGGUAGUGGAUUGGUUAUCAAACCAACAAAAACACAGCAGGGUGGGUUUUUAGGAACUCUACUAGCGAGUUUAGGAAUCCCCUUGUUACUAAGCGCAUUAACGGAAAGGGCCUGCAAGCCGACAGAACCGGUUCCGCUAAUACAACAGCUGUUUACGUCCCUGAUACAACUAAUGGCCACAGAAUAA